AUGCUUAUAUAUCGACCUGCUCUCCUCUUUGCUGCGCUUUUCAAUUCAAAAGAAGAAGCUCAGAAAAAUGCAGAAGGAUCUUUUGAUAUUAGCAUAUUUAUCUGGGAAACGACAAAAGCAGUUAGCAAAAUGAUUGAUCUGGUACAUAACGUCUAUUUUCGGCGAUAUCCUUAUACACAGUUUAAUAGCUCAUCUAUAUUAUUAUUAGUCUCAGCUUAUACGAUACUUUUAUACGAUGUUUUAGAUCCAAAAACCAAUAUAGAUCAUACGAAAAACGUAUUCAUCGCCAUCGAGCAAGGGGUCGAGUAUCACCAUCUCGGUUAA
Messenger RNA from Penicillium salamii, 324 nucleotides. Lineage: Eukaryota; Fungi; Ascomycota; Eurotiomycetes; Eurotiales; Aspergillaceae. The record is from the annotation of a GenBank genome assembly.